AGUCCGAGAUGAUGAAACUGACCGUCCUCAAAUUCAAUUUUUUCUCAAAUACCAAGACGGUCCGCGUUCAUAUCGUUGAUUCGAAACUAGCCUAACCUAUCUGGUGGCCUACUGGAAUUCCGUAAACAAGAUGGAAUUGCGAAAGGCGUGUGUCGGAUACCUGAGCAACUACGAGGUAUUGGACAUCUUGCAAGGGGCAAAAUCCAACAAGCAGCAUCGUAAGCCCCAUAAUCAGUUGGCUACGAUUACUUAUCAAACUAUAAGAUACCUGGAGGACACGCCAUCUAAGACACAUACACCAGAAUCGAUUACAGGAUUUUUAAAAGCAGUCCAAGCUUUCAAGUUGACCAAAUGUGAAAAGCUUACCCUACUCAAUUUGUGUCCGACGACUGCACUUGAAAUUCAAUUGGUAAUCGAAGAUAGUGAGGAAAGGUUAACAGAAGACGAAGUAAACUCCUUGCUCCAAGUCAUCGCGACACACUUGGGUAACGAUAAAACGAACGAUGUGGAAAUGGAUGCUAACCAGUAAGACGUGUUUUAUGGCUAGCAACUGAUGAUCAUUUAACUUAUCUUAUGUACAUUUAUUUAUAAUAAACAUCCAAGGUAAUGACAAAAUAUCAAUUAGCAUACGUAAA
Molecule: messenger RNA, 635 nt
Organism: Diprion similis
Lineage: Eukaryota; Metazoa; Arthropoda; Insecta; Hymenoptera; Diprionidae
Gene: crcp
Product: DNA-directed RNA polymerase III subunit RPC9
Exons: 3
Coding region: 131-529 (132 amino acids)
Biological process (GO): transcription initiation at RNA polymerase III promoter
Cellular component (GO): RNA polymerase III complex
Molecular function (GO): nucleotide binding
Source: RefSeq, a predicted model, not a curated record